AUGAUUCCUAGUAUCAGAUGCUAUAAUGAAGAUCCGGAAUUUUUUCAAUGUAAACUAAUACCUAAUAACUUAAAAAAAAUUUUAAAAAAUUUAGAAAAAUUUGUUGAAAAUGAAAAUAUAAUUUUGAUUACUUCAGGUGGUACUAAGGUACCACUUGAAAAAAUUGAAAUUAGGAAUAUAGAUAAUUUUUCAACAGGAACUAGAGGAGCACUUAUUUGUGAAUAUUUUUUAAAAAUAAAUAAAAAAGUGAUUUUUUUACAUAGAAGAGGAUCAGCGAUACCUUUUGAACAUCACUUUAAAAGUUUAUCAAAAGUGGAUAAUAUAGACAUUGUUAAUAACGAAAUUGCUUUUAAUUUAAAUGAAGAAGAGAAAAAGAUAAUAUUACAGAAUGUUAAAAAUUACAAAAUGUAUUCUAAAAAUAUUUUUUUUAUUUCCUUUGAUACUGUUUUUGAAUAUAGUUAUUAUUUAAUUGAAAUUUGUAAUUUAUUAAAUCGAACUAUAGAAGAAAAAUAUACUAGGUAUAUAAAUACUAUAAAAGUAGAAGAAAAUUUUAAAUGCAAUUCACCAUUUCAAUUAUAUAUUCAAAAUUUUUUUAAUGAAUUGUUGUUGUUUUUCACUAAUUAUGAAGAUGCAAUUUUUUUUAAAUCAAAUAAACAUAAAGCCUAUAGAUUAUUACGACAAAUGGAUAUAUUUAAAGGUCUUCAUUUAGAAAAUAUUAAAAAUAAUGAAUUUCUGCAAGAAAUGCAUAGUUUUUUUAAAAGCACAUCAAAUAUUUUGAAUAAUAUCGUUAAAAUUAAGAAGUACAUAUUACAAAAAGAUCAUAGAGAAAAUAUAAUUUUAGAAAUUAAUUUUUUAAUUAGUAGAAUGAAUUAUACUACUGAGAAUUGCUUUACAGAAGAUCGAAUAUUAAAUGAAUAUAAAAAUGAAAAUUUAAAAAGUAAUAAUAAUAUAAAAAAAAAAAAUAGAAAUGAAUUAAAAGGAUUAUUACCAACAAAUCAUUUAGUUAUACUUUGUGCUGCUGUCAGUGAUUUUUAUAUUCCUUUAAAUAGGUUAUAUGAUGGUAAAAUAGAAAGUACAACAUCUAUUAAUUUAUUAAUGAGUGUAACACCUAAGUUUUAUAAACUCAUAAAUAAAAAUUUUUUUUUUCUAAAAUUAUGUAUUUUUAAAUUAGAAAGUGAUUCAAAUGUACUCUUUAGAAAAUCAUAUGAAAAAAUACAAUAUGCCGAUAUGUUAAUAGCAAAUGUGUUAUACAAUAGAUAUAAUUAUGUUUCUGUUUUCACUGACUCAUAUCAUUUUAUUCCAUUAUACAAAUCCCAAUCUGAACCAAUUGAAAAUAAAAUAUGCCAUCAUAUAUGUGAACACUUCAAUUAUAUGAAAAAUAUAUAG
This is a messenger RNA of Plasmodium relictum, 1386 nucleotides long. Its product is annotated as phosphopantothenoylcysteine synthetase, putative. The coding region runs from base 1 to 1386 and encodes 461 amino acids. Gene Ontology annotation, biological process: coenzyme A biosynthetic process. The transcript has a single exon. The record is from RefSeq and is a predicted model, not a curated record. Gene Ontology annotation, cellular component: nucleus; cytoplasm. Gene Ontology annotation, molecular function: phosphopantothenate--cysteine ligase activity. NCBI's taxonomy places the organism in Eukaryota, Apicomplexa, Aconoidasida, Haemosporida, Plasmodiidae.